AUGGUGAAACGUCGCACAAGAAAGGUCGCUGUCGACGCUGAUUUGAUUAAAAAAUCAUCAAGAUUACUAAAACACAAACAGUUAGACAAGGAACAAAAAGAAGCAUACACAUUACAUAGUAGAACAUUAAUCCGGUAUAAACGUUUAAGUAUUAAUGUAUAUAAAUGUAAUACGCAAUGGAGUAUUGAUUUAGCCGAUUUGAAUAAUUUAUCAGGUUUUAAUAAUCAAUAUCGUUAUUUGCUUGUGUGUGUUGAUGUGUAUUCACGUUAUGCGUUUGUAAAACCUUUGAAAACAAAAUCGGCUAAAAAUGCCGCCAAUAAAUUUGAACAAAUUCUCAUCGAAGAAGGUGAAAUUCCUUUGAAAAUACAAAGUGAUGAGGGUACCGAAUUUACAUUGAUCAAAAGAGAUUUGGCAAAAAAAUAUGGUUUUACCCUAUUUCACACAUACAAUCAGGAAAACAAAAGCGUACACGCUGAACGAUUUAUUGAAACAAUAAAAGCCAUGAUAACACGUUCCCUAACAACUCUGAAUCAGGGUUAUAAUUAUAUUAAAAAUUUGCAAUUGAUUGUCGAAAGAUAUAACGAGUCACCACACAGAGGUAUACAUAAUCUUACACCGAUUGAUGUGUAUAAGAAGGGUAAAACAGUUGAUGAUUUUCAUAGGUUAAAAAGUAUUCUUAAUAACAGCAAGCCAACGCGCCGAUUACUAAAACAAGGGGAUGUUGUACGUAUCGCGCGAAUAAAAAAUAAUAUUUUUGAAAAAUCAAGUUUACGACGUUGGGUCAUGGAACUUUUCCGUGUUAAAAAAGUCUUCAUUACCGACCCUGUAACAUACGGUCUUGAGGACUUAAAAGGGGAAGAGAUCAAGGGAAUCUUUUAUCGUGACGAGUUAUUGAAAUUAUGCUGA
This is a messenger RNA of Paramuricea clavata, 906 nucleotides long. NCBI's taxonomy places the organism in Eukaryota, Metazoa, Cnidaria, Anthozoa, Malacalcyonacea, Plexauridae. The record is from the annotation of a GenBank genome assembly.